AUGGCCCACAGCGCCAGGCAGCUGCCUGCUGGGAUGCUACAUGCUACAGGCAAAGCUCAGCAUGGAAACUUCCUGGUGGCCAUCAAGCAGGAGAAGGGAGAGCUGGCACGGACGAGUGGUGAGAAGCCGCACGGUGAGGAGGAGCCAGUGAAGAAGAGGGGCUGGCCCAAGGGCAAGAAGAGGAAGAAGAUCCUUCCCAAUGGCCCCAAAGCCCCUGUGACAGGCUACGUGCGCUUCCUGAACGAGCGGCGCGAGCAGAUCCGCACCCAGCAUCCUGACCUGCCCUUCCCAGAGAUCACCAAGAUGCUGGGGGCCGAAUGGAGCAAGCUGCAGCUUUCAGAGAAGCAGAGGUACCUGGAUGAAGCAGAGCGGGAGAAGCAGCAGUACAUGAAGGAGCUGCGUGAGUACCAGCAGUCAGAGGCUUACAAGAUGUGCACGGAGAAGAUCCAGGAGAAAAAAAUCAAAAAAGAGGACGCAGGCUCUGCAGCAGUGAACACCCUGCUGAAUGGGCACCUGCACAAGGCUGGUGAGUGCAGCGAUGCUUUCUCCACCUUCGAUGUGCCCAUCUUCACUGAGGAGUUCUUGGACCAAAACAAAGCCCGGGAGGCUGAGCUGCGGCGCCUGCGGAAGAUGAACACCGAGUUUGAGGAGCAGAAUGCCAUCCUGCAGAAGCACACAGAGAGCAUGAACUGUGCCAAGGAGAAGCUGGAGCAGGAGCUGGCCCAGGAGGAGAGGCAGACCCUGGCCUUGCAGCAGCAGCUCCAAUCUGUGCGGCAGGCCCUCACUGCCAGCUUCGCCUCCCUCCCCAUCCCUGGCACUGGGGAGACCCCUACACUGAGCACUCUGGACUUCUACAUGGCCAAACUGCACAGUGCCAUCGAGAGCAACCCUCUGCAGCAUGAGAAGCUGGUGGUGCGCAUCAAGGAGAUCCUGUCCCGGAUAGCCAGCGAACACUUGUGAAGACCAGUCCCUCCCGAAGCCUCGCGCCAGCCGGACCCAGCCCUGUCCCUUGGAGCUCAUGCAAGGGACAGUCUCCGCUGUUGGUCCAGCUGCUUCCCCCUCCACUCUGUGCACCUCACUGCAGAAGUG
Messenger RNA from Indicator indicator, 1089 nucleotides. It is a transcript of the gene HMG20B, whose product is annotated as high mobility group 20B. Gene Ontology annotation, biological process: regulation of gene expression. The record is from RefSeq and is a predicted model, not a curated record. Gene Ontology annotation, cellular component: nucleus. NCBI's taxonomy places the organism in Eukaryota, Metazoa, Chordata, Aves, Piciformes, Indicatoridae. The coding region runs from base 1 to 960 and encodes 319 amino acids. The transcript is spliced from 9 exons.